Molecule: messenger RNA, 3589 nt
Organism: Corythoichthys intestinalis (scribbled pipefish)
Lineage: Eukaryota; Metazoa; Chordata; Actinopteri; Syngnathiformes; Syngnathidae
Exons: 9
Coding region: 42-3032 (996 amino acids)
Source: RefSeq, a predicted model, not a curated record
GAACCAGAGAGCAACAGUCUCCGAAAUCUACAGACGCUGCAAUGGAGGAUGGGGCAAGCCAUUCCACUGUGACUAAAUAUUCUGAGGUUGGGAUCUCCAGAACCAGAGAGCAAAAGUCUCCGAAAUCUACAAACGCUGCAAUGGAGGUUGGAGGAAGCCAUUCCACUGUGACUGAGGUUGGGAUCUCCAGAACCAGAGAGCAACAGUCUCCGAAAUCUACAGAUGCUGCAAUGGAGAUCUCAAGCACCACUGAGCAUUCCUCUCUAGGACCUGCGAAGUCAGAAAUGAAGAACUUGGAUUCAAACCAUUCUUUUCCCAUGGACAAAAAAACCCUGCAUAAUAUGGGUUUGGUUAACUACACAGAUUCCGAUUCUGAUGAAUCCCAAGAGCUAUCCAUAAAUCCUUACCAAAGUACUAUCCCAAAGCUCAGGAGAACUAAAUGUAUGCAGGUCAACAGCACACUUAGCCGAUAUCAGGUGGAAAAUGAAGUUGACGGUAAUGGAGAGCUUCUUUACUCCACCUCAGAGGACAGUGGAGAUGAAUAUAUUCUAGGCACAAGUGAGGAAUCAGAUGCGAGUGAAGGUUUGCAAUGUGUCGACUCUCUCUUUAAGAAGGAUAUCAUCAAAGAUUUGUCUCACCUUACAAAUACAUCAAAAGCCUCCUCGAUGCCAUCUGUUAAAAGAGGGCGUCCACCUGUUAGGAGGAGUAGCUCUGGUUCGAUGCGUGAAAGGAAAUGUUUGAAAAGUGUGCAUCAUCACUCCCCACCAUCCAGUCAGGCUGACUCAAUAAACCAGAGUGGAGUAGGUGAUGUUGCUUCUCCUUUAAAGAAUUCAACGAUGGAUUUUGACCAGGACCAAAUUUCUCCUGAUAGUUCCUCUUCUCUUCUUACAAAUAAAAAUUCUGGUGGUCGACUUUGCGUACUUGCUGCAAGCAAAAAAAACAACGGGUCAAGAUGUUACAAUAAGAAACAGUACUGUUUGUACUGCAAGCUGGGAGUUGUAAAAUUUGCGAGGCAUCUAGAGCGGGCACAUUCAGAUGAGUCAGAGGUUGCACAGGCUUUUGCUUUCAACAAAGGCUCCAAAGAAAGGCGGCUCCAUCUGGAACAGCUGAGAAACAGGGGUAACUUUGCCCACAAUGUUGAUGUCCUAAAUUCUGGGGUGGGUAACCUUGUUCCUCGCAAGCAGCCAAGACAUGAUUCAAAUGCACAGGAUUUCUUACAUUGUGCCUAUUGUCAAGGAUUUUUCGCCAGAAAACUCCUUUGGAAACACAUGGCAAUUUGCAAGCUGAGGCCCUGUGAACCUCACAGGCCAGGUAAAACCCGUGUCCAGGCCCUGUGUGCAUUUAGUACGCUUGCUCCACCUGAUGUCAAGCAGGACUUAUGGAAACUGUUAAGCAACAUGGUCCAAGAUGAUGUUUCAUCAGCAGUUAAAAAAGACAUCUGUAUCUUGGAGUACGGUGACCAUCUUUACAACCGACUGGGGCAUGAUCCAGACAAACAUGAAUAUAUUAGGCAGAAAUUAAGAGAACUUGGACGACUUCUGCUUUGUUCUAGAAAAACGACUUCAAUGAAGACAAUACAAGAACACAUUCAACCAUCCAAUUUCAUGAAUGUUGUCCAGGCUGUAAAAGAGCUGGCAGGCUAUGAUGGCAGAACCGGUGCUUACAAGCGUCCAAGUCUUGCUCUCAAAAUUGGAUACAGCCUUACGAAGAUAUCAAUGCUUGUUGAAAGUCGUGCCAAUUUACAAAAAGACUACAGUGCUGCCAAAGAAGCUCGCACAUUUCGCAAAGUGUAUGAAACACGCUGGAACGAAAAUAUUUCAGCUGCAUCGCUGAGGACACUGCACGAAUCCAGGUGGAACCAGCCUCAACUACUUCCUUUCACCAAGGAUGUCCAAACCCUCCACUGUUAUUUGGAUGAGAAACAGAAGCAUUUCAGCGCUAAACUAUCAACCGAGAUCUCCGCUCAGUCGUGGUCACAGCUGGCCAAGGUCACAUUGACGCAGGUCAUUCUUUUUAACCGACGAAGAGCUGGAGAGGUGUCUAAGAUGCCAAUGACUGCAUACUUGUCUAACAAUACUACAGACCUUCAGGAUGACAUUUUGGAAGCCCUGACAUCUCUUGAAAAGAAACUAUGCCAACAUUUCAGACGGAUCGAGAUCAGGGGGAAAAGAGGAAGAAAGGUUCCUGUGCUUCUAACCCCAGCAAUGCAGCACACCUUGGACUUACUUACCAGCAAACGGCAAGAAUGUGGGGUUCCUCAGGAAAAUGGAUACCUGUUUGCAAGACCAUUUGCUUUGACAUGCUACAGAGGUUCUGACUCUCUAAGAUAUUAUGCCCAGGCCUGUGGCGCAAAAAGUCCCGAGAGUCUCACCUCAACAAAGCUUCGCAAACAAACAGGAACUCUCUCACAAGUUCUGAACCUUAGCAACACGGAGUUGGACCAGCUAGCUGGUUUCCUUGGUCACGAUAUAAGAGUACAUCGGCAGUUUUACAGGCUUCCUGAGGGUACUCUCCAGCUUGCUAAAAUAAGCAAAGUACUUCUGGCCCUGGAAAAAGGACGUCUGAAGGAUUUCAAGGGCAAGUCCUUGGAUGACAUAAGCAUUGAUCCUGAGGAGAAUGUGCACACUGAUAGUGAUUCUAACAGUGACCCUGAAAGCGAACCUGAUGAAGCGUGCAGGUCAACGACUGAAGAGAGUAACGUGACCCCUAAUGAAAGAGAUGAUCCAUCAGAAUUGCACGUUGAUGGACCAUCUCCUCAGCAGAUACCCAAACCUCAGUCCACCAAACGGAAACAAAAGUCACCCAAAAAAGGAAAAGGUCGACAACCGGUUAAAAAGAAGCCAUGGAAGAAAGAGGAGGUCCUGGCUGUUGAGAAGCAUAUGAUGUCAUUCAUCACUACCUGCCGUGUUCCACGGAAGAGCGACUGCGAGGACUGCCUUAAAAAGGAAAAAGUAGCACUCAAAAACAGGAAUUGGUCAGCAGUAAAAUUUUACAUUAAAAACAGGAUCACAGCUCUCAAAAGGAGAGUUUAGGGGGAUGUAGGGGAUAUAUACGGUGACCCUUUUUAUAUUGCUAUAUGUGCUUUGUGACCAUCUCUACAGACCUCCGUGAAGUUACCCCCCCCAUCAGACGAAAAUUUAUAUAAGAAUGAUGGCAAUAGUUUGUGCUACGUUUUUUUUUUUUGUCCUGCUAUUGUUGCGAUAUUUAUAACUCUAUUAUAGGUUUGAGGUCAAUCAACCUCCCAUUUUGAUUUAAAAAAUUGUGUCAAUUGUUUGUGCUGUAAAAAUUUGUCGUUUGUGCUGCGAUCGUUUUAUAGAUAUUGAGAUAUUAAUUUCGAGUGAGGACGUCAUAACUCCCAUGGCUGACGGAGCUCAGCAACUCUCAAUAACAGAGGGCUGUCCAAACAACUAGCACGAACGUAUCAGGAACGAAUGGCACUUCUGGUCCAUUUUGCGGUAAAUGAGGAGGUGAGAGUGACGUCAUCACUUGAAAUUCAAAUCUACAGCCCCCCCAUUCACUACAAAAUGGACCCGAAUUCGUUUCUGCUCGUUAUUGACACCCCCGUUAUUGAGAGACUUGAUACGCUCCG